This is a messenger RNA of Caenorhabditis angaria, 2341 nucleotides long. The record is from the annotation of a GenBank genome assembly. NCBI's taxonomy places the organism in Eukaryota, Metazoa, Nematoda, Chromadorea, Rhabditida, Rhabditidae.
AUGAGAAGCCUUAUUCGCUUCUCAAAAGCUUUGGAUUCUGGAGAUUUGAAUGAUAUUCUGUUGGCUGCGGAAAGCUUGGAAGUCGCUGAAGACUGUGAAUGGCAAAACUCGAUUCUGGCACUUUUUUAUCGAUUUUUGCGAAUUGGCAAAAUGCCGAGAUUUGUGGCGGAAAAUGUUGGGCAGAUUUUGAUGGGGUGAGUUUGAAAAAUUCUGAAUUUUUUGAAACCAAACAUGAAAAUGUUCAAAUUUUGAAGUUUUCAGCACGAAAAAGCUGGAAUUUUCUGAAAUUUUUGAUGCAAAAUAUAGAUUUUUCAGUAAAAUCUGAAAUUUUCGAAUUUCAGCCAUCUUCUCCCUUCAAAUCGCCUCGAAAUUUGCUCAAAAAUCCUCCUCCAACAAAUUCCAUUUUUGACUCAAUUAUCAGCCGAAAAUAUUCUAGAAUUAUCCAAGGAAAAUCUGAAAUUGUCUGAAAAACAAUGUCGCGAAAUAUGUGAGAAAAUUGAGAAUCCGGAGAAAGAAGCUGAAAAUGCUGAAAAUAUUGGAGCAACUCUGAAAGUUUUGAGAAAUUCGGGAUUUAUUGAAAGAAGGUUGGGGAAAAGGGAAAAUCUGAAAUUUUCAGCCAAAAAAAUCAAUUUUUUUCAGAAAACUGGCAAUUUUGCUCCAUUCUCAUCUCGAAUUCUUCUUCCCAAUUUUUCGGAAAAAUUUCGAAAUUCCCGAAAUUUUUCUAAUCGAGUUAGCUGAAUUUGAUCCGGCAAAUCCGAUUUCGGGUGAGUUUUUGUUUUCCGCAAGCUUCCGCGCAGCGGCACGAUCUUCCGCGAACGCGGCCACGUGGAUUGCUACGACGCGGAAGCCUCAGAUGUCUACUGAAUUUUUAUGUUUCCGCCUAUGCGGAAGCUUGCGGAACAAUGUUUUUUUUCCAGAAAUCUGCUCAAAUCAAGAAGCUUCAACUUCUCUAAUUCCCCAAUGUUUUUCCGCGGAAUUCCGCGCGGAAACAGGAAUUUUGAGAUUUUCCGAAUUUCUGAGCUCCUGGAGUUUGUAUAGAGAUGAAGAUGCGCAGAAAUAUUACACGGUAUUUGAGAAAUAUUGUGGGGAUUUGAGGAGAGACGCAGAGAUUUUCGAGGAGAAGAAAAAAUGGAUUGGAAUUCUGGCGGUGAGUUUUUAUAAGCUUUCCGCGUGGCCGCUGAAGCGGAAGCUUGCGGUAGCGAGCGGAGCGAGUGUAAACCGCAAGCUUCCGCGCUAGCGGCACUAUCUUCCGCGUCAGCGGCCACGUGGUUUAUGAUACUAUAAGUUCGCCACGUCAUAGCCAUACACGUGGCCGCUGACGCGGAAGCUUGCGGUUUACACUCGCUUCGCUCGAAAAAUCGAUUUUCUCAUGCCGGAUCUGAAAAUUUCAGUGAAAACCAAGAUACUUUUGAGAUUUUCACUGAAAUUUUGAGAUUCCGCACAGGAAAAUCUAUCGCCAAUUUGUUUUCCGAGCGGAGCGAGUGUAAACCGCAAGGUUCCGCGCUAGCGGCACUAUCUUCCGCGUCAGCGGCCACGUGGUUUAUGAUACUGUAAGUUCGUCACGUCAUAGCCAUCCACGUGGCCGCUGACGCGGAAGCUUGCGGUCAACUCCACCCGAAAAAUCCAAUUUUUUUCAAAGGAUUUCUGGUAUUCUGGAUUUCGUAUGAGCAAUGGUUUGGAUAUUCAGAAGACGCAAAAAAUGAUUGGAUUAUUCAAAAAUACUUGUCAACAAUUUUUCGACCUCCAAAAUCGACCACUUUUUAUUAAGAGGAUUUUGAAGAGAAUUCAGGAGAAGGUGAGCAUUUUGAGCUCAAAUUUGGAUUUUUUGGAGCAUUUUGAGCCCAAAAUCGAUAUUUUCCUUAAAAAUCCCACAUUUCCCCAAAAUUUUCUCCAGAAAACCACUCAAAUUGGCUACGAACCUCAAAUAGUUGCUGUUCUAAUCGACGAAUUUCGCAAAAAUAUUCGAGAAAAAGAAUUUGAAAAUGAAUUGGGCGAAUUUUGGCAUCAAAUCAAUUCGAUAAAAUAUGACAAUAUCUACAAUGCCACGUCAUUUUAUUCAGCACUUUUUAUUUUGGCAAAAAGCCAGGCGAUUUUUAAGUGAGUUUUUAAUUCUUUUAAAUCUCCUAACAAUAAAUUUAAUUUUAGGAUAAAUAAAUCGCUUUGCUCAACAGUUCUCAAUCAAAUAAUCGAACCAAUUCAUCAACAAAUUGUCGAUUUUAAAAAUUUGAAAAAAUCGGAAAAUGAAAAAGAUGAAGCUGAUAAUUUGGGAGAAGAAAUGUUUGAAUAUUUGAUUUUUACAUUGAAAGAUGCUCAAAAUUAUAUUAGAUUGUUUAUUGAAUGA